ACAGAAAGUGACUGAGUAAGUUUAUGUUCGGAAACGAAACAAUACUUUGAGGCGGGGCUUGAGUUGAUGCUUUAUAUAAAUAUUCAUGCCUCUGCUCACUGUGACAGAGACACAUUAGUUGAUUUCGGUGUGACUUCCUACAAGACUUAUUGAAGAAAGCAAUUCAGCGAAAGCCGUAGCAGCCUAUUUGCACAACCAGCUCGGCAAUGGAACUGAAAAUAAAACUGUUGAACGGAGAUGUGAGGUCGCUGGAGGUGAGAGAUAAUGCCACAGUUGGCGAACUCAAGCAGCUCAUUUCUCAUCACUUCAAUGUGCCUCCUAACAGACAGAAGCUUUCUGGCGAAAACGGUCACCGUAUCAGCCUUGAGGAUGAUUCCAGAAGCCUCAGCAGUUACGGUUUGCACUCGGACUCAGUGGUGAUGCUGCUCAUCACGAACCCUGGACCUUUUCAAGUGUUCGUCAUUAACGAGAAGGGCCAGACCAAAACCUUUGAUGUUGAUGUCAACGAGACCGUAGAUCAGCUCCAGACUAAGAUCUUCCAGAAAGAGAGAGUCCCCAAGGAUCAGCAGCGACUGAUUUACAGCGGCAUACAACUGGAGGCUGGCAAGAAGUUGCAAGACUACAACAUCACAUCUGGAAGCACCAUUCACAUGACUCUCCGUCUCCGAGGUGGUUAAUCGGUGUGAAUGUGUGCAAAAAAGAACGAAAACAGUACUGUUGUCGUUAUGUGUGUUAAUGUAAAUGCUGUAAAUAUGACAGGCAUACUUGACGAUGUAACGUUGAUUGUCACGUCAUAUGUCUUAAGAAGGCUAAUAUAAUUCCAUUAAUUAAAAAAAUAAUAUAAGAGUAUUUGUCUGCAUUACUGUAUAUUUUAUAGUUAUAAAUGAUAUUUCACUGUAUUUUGCAUUGUAAAUAAAAUAAUAAAUGCUCAAAACAUUCCCAA
Ctenopharyngodon idella (grass carp) is the source of this 943-nucleotide messenger RNA. It is a transcript of the gene isg15, whose product is annotated as ISG15 ubiquitin like modifier. Bases 207 to 677 code for a protein of 156 amino acids. The record is from RefSeq and is a predicted model, not a curated record. The transcript has 2 exons. Gene Ontology annotation, cellular component: cytoplasm; nucleus. NCBI's taxonomy places the organism in Eukaryota, Metazoa, Chordata, Actinopteri, Cypriniformes, Xenocyprididae. Gene Ontology annotation, molecular function: protein tag activity; ubiquitin protein ligase binding. Gene Ontology annotation, biological process: modification-dependent protein catabolic process; protein ubiquitination.